This is a messenger RNA of Zymoseptoria tritici IPO323, 804 nucleotides long. RefSeq lists its product as uncharacterized. Gene Ontology annotation, biological process: protein N-linked glycosylation. The coding region runs from base 1 to 804 and encodes 267 amino acids. The record is from RefSeq and is a predicted model, not a curated record. The transcript has a single exon. Gene Ontology annotation, molecular function: glycosyltransferase activity. Lineage: Eukaryota; Fungi; Ascomycota; Dothideomycetes; Mycosphaerellales; Mycosphaerellaceae. Gene Ontology annotation, cellular component: Golgi membrane.
AUGAAAUGCACCAUGCUGUACGGAGCGCACAAGUAUCCUCAAUUGGAAGCCGCAGUCGACAGCCAUCGCCGGCAUAGUGAACGCUGGGGUUGCGGAUUCCAGAAUCUUGAGUACGACCUCACGAACCGAAGGCUGUACAGCAAGCAGUACUCAAUCCUUUCCGCAAUCCUCCACGAGAUGACAAUACCGGAAGAUCAAAGGAAGAAGUGGCUCAUGUGGGUUGAUGCCGAUUCGAUCGUGCUCAACCCUGCCAUAUCUCCUGAGCAUUUCCUCCCUCCCGAAAAUCUCAAGGACGUCUGGGCACUGUUGACUGCCGACAAGAACGGACUGAAUGCGGGCAUAUUCUAUCUCAAAGUCCACCCAGACUCCGUCGACUUCCUCACCCAGGUUGUUGCAUACCCUCUGGACUAUCCCGACAUAGACUUGGGCUGGUUCGGAGUACAAGCUGCGAUGUCAAAGGUCCUUGAAGCGAUGAAGGCGGAUCCGCGCAGGAGAGACGCUUUGGCUGGAGUUGCCUGGAUACCGCGCACGUGGAUCAAUGCAUACCAGGGCGAGAGGAUAUUUGAAGGCAAGCCGGGAGACUUGAUGGUUCACUUUGCAGGUCUUGGUGCGACGAGACUUUCACUCAUGGCAAAGUGGCUAGAUGAGCUGGUGCAGCAUCCGGCAAAAUGGGAAGUCCCAUUGGGCAAGACGCGCUAUGAGAAAGCUGUGCCAGGGUUCUGGAACCAGUUCGUUUCGAACUCGACACGAAUCGAUUGUUCGCCGGAAGGAUUGAAGAAAGGACGAUGCGUCGAGGCGAAGUGA